This is a messenger RNA of Pogonomyrmex barbatus (red harvester ant), 373 nucleotides long. RefSeq names its product cytochrome c oxidase assembly factor-like (gene Pet117). Gene Ontology annotation, cellular component: mitochondrion. Lineage: Eukaryota; Metazoa; Arthropoda; Insecta; Hymenoptera; Formicidae. Gene Ontology annotation, biological process: mitochondrial respiratory chain complex IV assembly. The record is from RefSeq and is a predicted model, not a curated record.
GCCUCGCGCGAGCAACACGUGCAACAACUUCGUGGCGAACAACUGCGCAACGUUGCCUCUCGAGGAUGUCGUAUGCGUCUAAAAUUUCUUUCGGUCUAUGUUGCAUGGCGUCCAUUGGCAUAAUAGGCUACGUGCAUUACAAGCAGUCGUACGACAGGGAACAACUUCACUUGGGUGUAGUACGCGACAUCGAACGACGGGAACGCCGAAAAGCGGAAAAUGUCUACAUUCUGCAGCAGCAAGCCGAGUUAACGAAGGAACUGCAAAGGGGAGAGGCACUGCGUGAGAACGAUACGUAACGAUUGACACGCGUGAUUGUUAACUUUGUUAUUCGAGGAUUUUCAUAAGGAAUAAAACAGCUGUGUGUAAAAUA